AUGGCGGCGGAGCCGAGCAAGACCGAGAUCCAGACGCUCUUCAAGCGGCUCCGGGCAGCGCCGGCGAACAAGUCGUGCUUCGACUGCGGCGCCAAGAACCCGAGCUGGGCCAGCAUCACCUACGGGGUCUUCCUGUGCAUCGACUGCUCCGGCGUCCACAGGUCCCUGGGCGUGCACCUCAGCUUCAUCAGGUCCACAGAGUUGGAUUCUAACUGGAACUGGUUCCAGCUGAGGUGUAUGCAAGUGGGCAGCAAUGCCAACGCGACUGCUUUCUUCCGCCAGCACGGCUGUACUACCACAGAUGCCAACGCCAAGUAUAAUAGUCGAGCUGCCCAGAUGUACAGGGAAAAGAUCCGGCAGCUGGCAAGUGCUGCCAUGGCCAAGUACGGCACUGACCUGCUUAUAGAUGGACUGAGUGGAGCCCCGGGGCACUCCCCUGACAAAAGCGAUGCUGAUUUCUUCAUGGAGCACACACAGUCUUCCAGUACCUGGGAUGUAGCAGAUGCCAGCCAGAAUCCUGCACAGUCUUCCCCAGAGGUGGAAAAAGCAGCAAAGUCAUCAGAAGGCAGUGAAGUGUCGAAUUCCAGCCAAGGCCCAUCUAUUGACUUGUUGAGCACAUCUCCUAAAGCUCCUCUAGACAUGUCCAUGUAUCUAUCAACACAAGGGUCCGCUCCUGCCAGAGAACUUAAAUCUUCCCUCAUUGGAAAGAAGAAGCCAGGAGCUGCCAAGAAAGGGCUGGGUGGAAAAAAAGGUCUUGGAGCCCAGAAAGUGAGCAGCCAGAGCUUCAGUGAGAUUGAGCGGCAAGCCCAGGUGGCAGAGCAGCUGAGGGAACAGCAGGCAGUGGAGUCCAGGAAACAAGCUGAGGAGUCCAUAGUCACCUCAAUGCGACUGGCUUAUCAGGAACUGCAGCUUGAUCGAAAGAAGGAAGAGAAGAAACUUCAGAACCUUGAAGGGAAGAAGCGUGAACAAGCAGAGAGGCUGGGCAUGGGCUUGGUGUCCAGAAGUUCUGUUUCACAUUCAGUGAUGUCUGAGAUGCAAGUAAUUGAGCAGGAGACGCCGCUGGCUGCAAAAUCUUCCCGCUCCCAGUUGGACUUGUUUGAAGAUGCUGGAGGCUUCACAUCUGGACCCCCCAAGUACAAAUAUAAUCCCUUCUCAUUCGAAGAUGCAUUUGGCUCACGAUGGGAAGCAGACUCUUCAUGGGGUAUGGACAAAGAGGAGGAACCUGAGGUGACCAUUUCCAGUAUUCGGCCAGUUUCAGAGAGACCCACCAGUAGGCGGGAGGCAGAGAACAGGACAUCAGUUGUGGAAUCCAAUGAAGCUCGGCAGAAGUUCGCAGGGGCUAAAGCCAUCUCUUCAGAUAUGUUCUUUGGGCGGGAGGCAGAUGCUGAGUAUGAAGCCAGAUCUCGACUGCAGCAGCUCUCGGGAAGCAGUGCCAUCAGCUCUGCAGACCUGUUUGGAGAGGCUGAGAACGCACACUCAGGUGGUGUGUCAAUUGGAAAUGUCCUGCCUGCAGCUGACAUUGCACAGUUCAAGCAAGGAGUGAAAUCAGUUGCUGGCAAGAUGGCUGUCCUAGCCAAUGGGGUGAUGAACUCCCUCCAGGAUCGUUAUGGCUCAUAUUGAUGACCCAGGGACUGCAACUCAGAGGGACACCAGCAAGAGGCACUGAAGUCACCUUUGCCUGGA
Gavia stellata (red-throated loon) is the source of this 1683-nucleotide messenger RNA. RefSeq names its product ADP ribosylation factor GTPase activating protein 2 (gene ARFGAP2). The record is from RefSeq and is a predicted model, not a curated record. Gene Ontology annotation, molecular function: GTPase activator activity. Bases 1 to 1620 code for a protein of 539 amino acids. Gene Ontology annotation, biological process: COPI coating of Golgi vesicle. The transcript has 17 exons. Lineage: Eukaryota; Metazoa; Chordata; Aves; Gaviiformes; Gaviidae.